Brugia pahangi is the source of this 1041-nucleotide messenger RNA. The record is from the annotation of a GenBank genome assembly. Lineage: Eukaryota; Metazoa; Nematoda; Chromadorea; Rhabditida; Onchocercidae.
AUGUCGAGAAUGAGUGUUCAAGAUGAUGAUAAUCUUGAGAAGGCUAUACGAGCUGCAAAUGAAACUUUGGCAAAAAUUGAACAACAAGAAAGAAAUUUUUAUAAAACAUAUGGAAGAAAUGAAAAUGAUUUCCUGAAUGAUUUUAUUUCUGUAAGCAAACAACGUGAAGAAAUUGUACCAAAACAGUUUAUGAAACGAUUCGAUCAAUUAAUUUCCGAUGUAAAUGCACAAUUGAAGAUAUUAGAAGCUAAAACACAUUUGAUACCGGAAAGUUAUUCACGUGAAACAAACGUUGUGCGUAGUAACACUUCUACUAUGGAAGAAUCUUUUGCGCCAAGUAAAAAUGAGAAAAAUGCACCAUCAAAUACAUCUUCAUCAACAACUGAUUUAUCACUAGGAUACAGUGAUUCAAAUCAAUUUGAGCAAAUUGAUAUCGAAUUGAUGCAAUUAGAACAACGUUUAGUUAACAUUGAAAUGCGCAUUAAAGAAGAUGUAGAAGCAGAGGAAAUUGGCAUUGAGUUUCCGAUUGCUGAUAUCAUCGACUAUGUGACAGCAAUUAAAGUAACAAUGUAUAAACGACAUUUGUUAACGAAUCAAUUCCAUCAAAUUGUCCUGGCUGAGAAAAAAUUUGAAGAAGAAGCGAAACUGUUGACAAAGGAUUUUGUUGUUUGGACGAAAGAGAAACGUGAAGAUUUAUUAACAAAAAUGGCUCACUUAGAAGAUUCGUUGACUAAGCUUCAACAGCUUCCAAUGGUUUACGGUGAUGAAUUUAAUAAGUAUUAUCCUCUAAUGGAUGAUCUGGGCCUUCUAAAACGUUUUGUGUCACGAUUUUUAGACAAAUACGAAAUGAACAGUAGUAAUUCAGUUCCAACGGCAGGAUUAACUUCAUCAUUAUCUCAACAUACAGAAAGUCAAAUAAGUGUGGAUAAAUCAGAAUCAUUGAUAAAAGAAACAUCAAAGGACGAUAGAAAACAUAAAGUAUCAUCGAAGGAAAAAAGAAUGAAAAACACGAAUCCGAUUCCGAUAUUCAUACUGCGAUAG